AUGUUUGGGCUGGGUCUUUUAAUCUUGUGCUUGCACAGUGUUGCUGCAUCGUACACAAACGACGACCUGAGGUCCUUUAUGACUUUGCCGGACGUCAGGGCCCUCAAAUUUCACAUCACGUACAAAGACCGCAGUCGCGUGGCACCUGGAUAUUGGUUCGUAUCACCAUAUCUGCACAUCGAGCCAGAUAAUCCUACUAGCUUGUAUGAACCGUAUCAGGUUGGUCCACACAUCUACGACCAAGAUGGUCAUCUCAUCUGGACCGGGUCUCCAAUGUUUGAGAACCGCAAUGUCUUCGAUUUCAAGGUCGUGAACAGCAUCGGCAAGGAGCCACAUAUCUCCUUGAUUCUGCAAUACUCACAUGAUCGAAGCGAGCCCGGUUAUGGCAUCAUUUUGGACCAGAAAUAUGAGGUCUUUCAGAAGACUCCAUUGAGGCAGGAUCUCGGAGUUUUCGACAUUCACGAGUUUAAUGUGCUGAAGAACGGCAAUAGUGCUUUGGUCACGGUCUAUCUCAGCGAAGAGAUAGGGUUGGAAGAACUCGGUCGUCCAACCGAAAAGACUUGGCUGGAGCUUGGUGGCUUUGCCGAGAUCGACCUGAAAACUGCCGAAGUGAUCUACUCAUGGAGAUCAUACAAUCAGAUACCCCUGAAAGAGACAGUUCAUUAUGACCAGGCCUCGCCAGUAGAGGGCCUUCCGGGGUGGGAUUACGUGCAUAUCAACUCGGUCGAUAAAAACGACAACGGCGACUACCUCAUUUCCAUGCGGUUCACCAAUACGAUCUACCUUGUCAACGGCAAGGAUGGUCACAUCAUGUGGCGUCUCAACGGGCAGCAUCGUGGAGAUUUCGAGCAGGACUUUAUUUUCUCCAAGCAACAUGAUGCCAGGUUCUUGGAAUCGACUGGAACCCACCAUAUUAUUUCGUUUUUGAACAACGCAUCUGACGAGGAAUUUGCCGAAGAGACAGUAUCAUCAGCCCUCAUCGUCGAGGUUGAAUCCGGCACGGUUCCCAUGACUGCAAGAGUGCUCCAGCGCUACAACCGUCCCGACAACGAGCUCACGCGGCUUCGUGGCAACUCGCAGGUGCUUCCCAAUCGGAACGUGUUCGUGUGUUGGAGCCAAGGCGGCUUCAUCACCGAGUUUUCGUUCGAGGGCGAACAGCUCAUGAGCGCCCGGUUCAACUCCUCACGCUACUCCAAUUAUCGGGCCUACAAAUUUGAGUUUGUCGGCCGACCCCAUGCCCCUCCCAACUUGGUCUCGUCUGUGGUUGGGACUGAUGAGUCCAACUUGGUCACGAACAUGUGGGUGAGCUGGAACGGCGCCACCGAGGUCGCGUCCUGGAGGUUCUACGCGCGUGCUUCAGAAUUCGAUCCCCCUAUCAUGGUCGGACUUGCAUCGAAGACGGAUUUUGAGAUCAUGUUCACCGCCAAGGGCUAUCUAGAUUGGGUGAGUGCUGAAGCGGUCGAUCUUCAGGGCCAAGUGCUUGGAACGUCGAAAAUACAUCGAACAAAGCAUCCCGUUUGGAGAACAUCCGGAUGGAAGGGGCACGCAGCUCAGCCUCGGCCAAUAGACCCCAUGACAAUAUUUGCAGGAAGUGGCCACACCCCUGCUAACUCAACUCUGAGUGCAGUUCAUCCUGCCGCGGUGGACGAUGCUCUCGAGGCCCAAUUUCACAAGGCGGCGUCAAUUCUCACGAGCACUUACAAGACCAUUCGCAGUGUCGGAAUUCUUGUUGUCCUUAUUGCGCUGCUCGCAUUAGUGGUCGCUAUCAUAGCAACGUGCAUGCUGAUCCGUGGCUGGCGGGUGCAGCUGUAUCAGCGUAUUCCUGUGGCGGAAGACAUUUUCGAGCAAGCUAUCUCACUCCGACCAGAAAUGGCAGGUUGA
Molecule: messenger RNA, 1881 nt
Organism: Penicillium oxalicum
Lineage: Eukaryota; Fungi; Ascomycota; Eurotiomycetes; Eurotiales; Aspergillaceae
Exons: 3
Coding region: 1-1881 (626 amino acids)
Source: RefSeq, a predicted model, not a curated record